UUAGGGGCUUCUGUUCAUCCUGCACCGGGACUUAGGCAGCGACACCUUCGCCGUUUUCUCAUCGCCGGUCAUCAUAGCAGAGCCUGUCUCUGGAAAUGGCUCUCAUGUUACGGCGCUUCAGGCAAAUUCCUAGGGUUUUGCCCUGUAUUUUCUCUGGUGUUCAUUAUCAACGAUCAGGGCAGCCAAUCAAUCCAUUUUCCACUCCUUUGCCUCAUGCAUGGAAAAAAGUUAAUGGUGGGCUUGUGGACAGAGGAUGCCAAGCUUACAGGGCUAAGUUUCCAAUGACAGUCCCUUGCAGGUUCUCAACAAUAUCGGAGUUAUCGCAUGAGUCUUGCCCUGAAGUUGAGAUUUUGCCUUACAUUGAAUGGGCUUUUGAUUCACUUGAAGGUCCUUCUCAUUGUUGGUUGAAUAAAGUUGAGGAAAGCAAGAAUUUCUCUAAGAGAGAUCGAAUCUUCUUAGUUCUUGCUGGUGUGUUUUGUGAAGAUUCUUUGAUGUUGGGCUUUGACUCUGUGGUUAUGUUUGAAAAGCUAAAGUCUCUUCAGCAGAGGUAUCCUCUUCUCCAUGUUAUGGGUUUCCUGUCAGGUUGUUCAAGUUUCUCGGGUGCUGAUAAAAGUCAUCUACUUCAGAUAAUCAUGAAGGAAUACAUUACAUUUCCUAUCUUAUUGUCCAACAAGGAUUUUUCUGAGAUGGCAGGUGGGGCAUGUUACAUUUUAUUUAAAGAGUUUAGAAGUCCUUUAAUUUACCACGAGAAGGAUGUGGAUGUUGGAACUCUUAAUAAAGCUGUUGAGGAGUUAUAUACACAGGAUAAGGGGGAAUCUGCAACGCUGCAGAACUGGAAAAGCAAUGGUUUGAAGCAAUCUGAUUCCACCAAGGAACCAUAUGUUGGUUCUUUGCAGAACUUACUUCUCUACUACCCAGGCUGCAUCUCUGUAGAUGAAAGUGCAAAUCGUUUGUUCCUGUCAGACAGCAAUCACCAUCGGAUUAUUAUAUUUUCCGGCAAUGGAAAGAUACUAGACUGUAUCGGUUCAGCCCCAGGUUUUGAGGAUGGAGAAUUUGAAUCUGCCAAGUUAGCACGCCCUGCGGCUUCAUUUUAUCAUGCUGAUGAAGAUUGUCUAUAUUUUGUUGAUUCAGAGAACCAUGCCAUCAGGAGAGCUGAUAUGGGAACAAGGGUUUUAGAGACACUCUAUCCACCAUGCAACACUAACAAAAAGAAAAAUGGAUUAUGGAGCUGGAUUGUGAAUAAGCUGGGAAUGGAAAAAGAUGCUGAUACAAAGCCAGCAGAAUUUGAUUCAGGAUUACUGAUGUUCCCUUGGCAUCUGAUAAAAUUGGUGGAUGGUGAUCUUUUUAUUAUCAACCGCAGCUUUGAAACUCUAUGGAUUAUGGCUUUGGCAUCAGGGGAGAUUAAAGAAGUUGUCAGAGGAAUUCCAAAGGUUUUGGAGAUUUGUGGAGAGAUGAUCAUGGAGAAAUUAGCUGUUUUGAAUAAGAUGCCACAUGAUUGGUUGCAGCAGCAAGUUGAUUCCAAUUUUUCUUUAGAGGGGAUUCCAUAUGCUGGCCUUAUGUCGUCAUUAGCAACCUUUCAGGAUGACAUAGUUAUUUGUGACACAGUUGCUCAGAGGAUUUUGAGACUGAAUGGAGAAUCUGGAGACUUUACAAACUUAGAGUUUUCCAAUUUUGGGAUCCUUGGACUACCCUAUUGGUUUUCCUUCCCUCUGGAAAGAGUUUGUGCUGUAGGUAAUCUUAUUCGUGGAGCAAAUGCUGAUCAUUUUCAGAGUUUCAGUUUUUUACCUGGCAAGAUUAAUAUACAGUUGAUGGUAGAAAUUCCUGAGGACACUGAACUUGUAGAACCCUUACAAGAUGGUUGUAUUUGGCGGCUGGCCAGAGGGGCUGCUGCUGUAGUCUCAGGAGUAGAGGACUUGGUGGCAUCAUCCGCGAAGGUUGGUGUUGCCCAGCAGUGGUAUGAUGAAUUGGAUAACCUUGCCUUUUUUACACCUGAACCUGAGUCAGAUGCUGAAGAGGAAAAUACAACUUUGGAUACACCCUUUCAGGAAGAGAAAGUUUGCAUUGAUUGUGCUGUUAAUACAAGUCCUGGAACAAGUGAGGUUGUCGUUUUUGCAGCGCUGUAUCUGAAACUGAAAAGGAAUCCAAAUUCACAAGAGAGAAACCCAGAGAAAAAUGCAGCAAGAAUAUUGAAUAUUUUGGAGCCUGAGAAAAGUGGAAAGAUAACAAGAGAAUCAUGCAUCCAGUUUCUGUCUAAAUGGAAUGAAGAUGUGGAAGACCUCAUCUUCAUGAAGCCUCUGCAUGUAAGAAUAGGGUUGGAGUCUCUUAGCCACCCAAAAGCCGAAAAUGCCAAAGAGACGGUGUUAACUGAAACCUCCAUCCAGGUCAAUGUAUUUCUUUAGCUCCUCAUUGCAGCAGCUGCUCAUCUCCAAUUUUGGUGAUAUUCCUUUUUCUUAGUGUUGUAACUUAUUCCUCAUAGGAGGCAGUGACUCCUUUCUUUUAGGGUUUAGAUUUGGUAUAUGGGAAUAAGCAUAGAAAUAGGAUAGGAAUGAAGGUGAAUUGUAAUAGCAUAUAGAAUAGAUGAAUCAAAAUUCUAAUGAGAGCGAGAUUUGGUUUUCAUCACAAUAAAUUUUUAAUUAUUAUUCC
Vitis riparia (riverbank grape) is the source of this 2643-nucleotide messenger RNA. RefSeq lists its product as uncharacterized. The transcript has 17 exons. The record is from RefSeq and is a predicted model, not a curated record. Lineage: Eukaryota; Viridiplantae; Streptophyta; Magnoliopsida; Vitales; Vitaceae. The coding region runs from base 96 to 2399 and encodes 767 amino acids. Gene Ontology annotation, molecular function: protein binding.